This is a messenger RNA of Acanthochromis polyacanthus (spiny chromis), 2726 nucleotides long. Its product is annotated as TBC1 domain family member 24-like. NCBI's taxonomy places the organism in Eukaryota, Metazoa, Chordata, Actinopteri, Pomacentridae. The record is from RefSeq and is a predicted model, not a curated record. Bases 37 to 2187 code for a protein of 716 amino acids. The transcript is spliced from 12 exons.
UUUUAACUUUUAUGUCUUCAAAGAAUAAGACUUAAGAUGAUUGGCGUUUCAUGGACACCAGAGUUCUCCAAUUGUGGAAACAUUAAUUCAAUAUCGCACACAAUCUCUGACCAAGACCUGGGCUCUAUGGCAAGAGGUGGAACAAGGCAAAGGUCUCACUCCUACUACAACCGAGAGGAUGUUAAGAACUAUGGUGUGGAGAUACAGAAGGUGGAAAGCUGUUUAAGACCUCGCUCCAGAUCGUUUUACAGUUAUGAGACAUCAGAGCUGCACUCUGACUAUGACGUGGGAACCUUUAAACGGUCUAGUCCACAGAAUCAGAAAACAAACUCCUCACAACUCAACCAUCAAAUGACCAAAAAGGAGGAAAGACAAGAAGAAGGAUCUACUGUUCGAGUAACAUCUAAGAAGUCUAAGUCCAAACCAAACAAGCUUUCAUCCCCUAGAGAACUUAAUGGCAAUAAAGGCAGUCUCAAGCCAGUGUCCAUGAUAACCAUCUCUGAGUCGGACAACUGGGAGAUUUGUUCCAGCUCUGGGAUGAAGUAUGGACAGUUUGUGGACUGGGAGAAGAUCGAUCCUGAAGCUGCAAAAAGAUAUGAGCAGAUCCUGAUGAGCGGGCACCAGCAGCGGAAAACUAUGGGCCGAGAGGGAUUCUGGGCCUCACCGCACACACUAAGGGCCAAAGCUUAUUAUCACAUCAUCCACAGCAUCAAUUCCAGGGCUAUCACUCCAGACAGAGAUCUCUACUAUGAACUGGCCAAGAACCUAUUUGGAGAACAGAAAAUCAGCAACCACCCAGUCCCAGAGUACAUGGAGGCUGGAGACAUACCCAGAUACUGUCUCAACAAGGCAGGCCUGAAUUCUGUUAAAAAGAUCCUUCUCUGCCUUGGCAAGCACUUCCCAGACAUGAACUUCUGCCCCAUCCUGCCUGCCCUGGUCUCUCUUAUCCUCCACUUCAGCGAAGACGAAGCUGAGUGUUUCUUCAGCGUGUCCCGGCUUAUCAGCUACGAUGACCCCAACAAGCGCUACAUUGACCAGACCUUUCUCACCUACCGCGCUUCCUGCAUGACCUUUGGAGACCUUGCCAACAAAUGUUGCCGAGGCAUUCGUAAGCUGAUCGCCAGCUCUCACCAGAACCUUUUUGAGUUUUACUCUGAUUGGAUCAUGUGGAUAUUUGCUGACCUUCCAUUCACAUAUGCCAUCAGAGUUCUGGAUGUCUACCUACAGGAGGGCUACAAGGUCCUUUAUAGGGUGGCACUGGCUUUGCUCAACCUCUACAAAGUGUCUGUGUCAUCUCGAGUGGCAGAUGUGGAGGAUUUUAGAACAGAUAUGAAGAGUUUUGUACAGAAUGUAGCUCGCCACUGCACAGCUGAGAAGCUUCUGGAGAGAGCAUUCAUGAUUCCAAUGGCGACACGGAGAGAGCUCAACCUUCUAUUUAAUGCCAAUAAAGACUCCCUCAUGCAAAAAGGUGUCAGCAUUCAGCAGAAGAGGCAGUCGGUCGAAACAGUGGACUUUGACAACUUCAGCUCCAAUGUUGUAACAGGGACUGAAAUGAGAGUUGUCUGGGCCUGGAUACCUGAACGCUUCGCCCUCUUCAGUCCCAUUAGGUUGUUCAGUGCAGCUGAACAUGGAAGAAGUCUUGCUUCAUUCUAUUCACAAGUGGAAGGACACGAACCAGCAGUCUUGAUUAUCAAAACGACGGAUGAAGAGGUGUUUGGUGCCUUCCUGUCUACAGAUAUGAUAGAGAGAAGAAAGCAUGACUCCCAGGGACUCGCAUAUUUCGGAACUGGGGAGUGUUUUGUUUUUACGCUCCGUCCCAGCAUGGAGCGCUACCAGCAGGCCAUGGUCAACAUCAUGACCCGAAGAGCCUCUCCCCCGCAGAAUCCCAGCUACCUGACAAUCCCCUUCACUGCACCAUCAGAGGAACCCAUGACUGCCAAAGAGCCCAAGAGACCUAAAGAGCAAGAAGCCUCCAUGUUCAUAGCAGGAGACAACAGUCAGCUUGUUAUCGGUGGCGAUGGGGGCCAUGCUCUCUGCCUGCAGGAAGACCUCCAGGGAGGAUACACUGAACUCUGUGACACGUUCAAGAGCAUCCCACUGUGCAAGGGACGUUUCAAGAUCCAGUCCCUGGAAGUGUGGGGCAUCCAGAACUCUAUUUCCCUUUCUCCCUGUUUUUCCUCCUCUUAAAAUAAUGAGAGCAGCCUUGUAAUUUUGUUUUUCUGGGUAAACGCUGAUGCAGUUUUCGUUGAUGCUAUUUGAAUGUACUUGAUUUUUAUGUAGCUUGCAGAUAUUUAUUUUGUGCAAUGCAAAUUUAUACGAGUAUUUAAAGCAACUGAGUCAGAUUUUACUUGAUUUGUCAAGACAAGUUUGUUUGUAUGGGCUUUAUCAUUUAUUAUGUUUUACUGGACUUUACCAUCCACAUGCAGUGAUUCCUGUCUCAGGGUACACAAACAAAACAUAAACAAUCUAAGCAAUUUCAUCACAUAAGGAAGGCAAUUAAUUUCAAAAUAACCAACAUAAAUCAAUAUGUAUUCAGUCUUAUCACCAAGGCUGAUUGUGACAACAUUGCAGGAGAAACAAUAUAACUCUAUCUGGUCUCUCAUAAAGUCAACUUGUUUCAUAGAGUAUAGUAUGUUCUGUCGUCCCCACACUGCGGAUCAGCACAACAGCACCUGUAUAGGAUGCAUGCUUACUGCUGCAGCUUCUUUUUUAUUAUUAUUUUACAA